This is a messenger RNA of Cucurbita pepo subsp. pepo (vegetable marrow), 979 nucleotides long. RefSeq names its product metalloendoproteinase 2-MMP-like. Gene Ontology annotation, biological process: proteolysis; extracellular matrix organization; collagen catabolic process. The record is from RefSeq and is a predicted model, not a curated record. NCBI's taxonomy places the organism in Eukaryota, Viridiplantae, Streptophyta, Magnoliopsida, Cucurbitales, Cucurbitaceae. Gene Ontology annotation, cellular component: extracellular matrix. Gene Ontology annotation, molecular function: zinc ion binding; metalloendopeptidase activity.
GCCAUGGCAGUUCAAUCCUUGUCUUUCUUCCCUUCCUCUCUUUUUCUUCUCAUUACUCUCUUCCCUUUAAUAUCAUCUUCUCACCAAUACCCUGCCCAUUCCCAUGGUUUGCUGUUUCUGAACAACCUCAAUGGAUGUAAGAAAGGCGACACGGUGGAAGGACUCCACCAAAUGAAGCGGUAUCUCCACCGCUUCGGCUACUUGAAUCAUGUUCAAAAUCAUUCUAAAACAUACGAUGAUGAGUUCGACGAGCUUUUAGAGUCUGCCAUUCAAACUUACCAGCUCAAUUACAAUCUUGAGGCUACUGGGACUCUCGAUGCCUCGACGCUAGCUCUUAUGUCGAAACCUCGAUGUGGGGUUGCCGAUGUUUUCCAUGGCAAGACGAGGAUGAAUUCGGGUAAGAAAAUGGUGAAUCGACAUAGGAAAAUCGGUGGUCGUUUCCAUGGUGUUUCUCACUUUGCUUUCUUUGAUGGAAACCCUAAAUGGCCAGCUUCAAAAUCUCACCUCACUUACGGAUUCCUCCCGGGAACCCCAACAGAGGCGAUAGCUCCGGUGGGUCGAGCUUUUACGACAUGGGCUGCAAACACACACUUCACCUUCUCCCAAGCUUCUAGCUACGAAACAGCCGACAUCAAAAUAAGCUUUGAAAGUGGCGACCAUGGAGAUGGAGAAGCAUUCGACGGCGUUGGAGGGGUGAUAGCCCACGCCUUUUCCCCAACAGACGGGCGAUUACAUUUCGACGCCGUUGAGCCAUGGGCCAUCGGCGCCGUGCCCGAUUCAUUCGACAUGGAGACAGUCGCAUUACAUGAGAUCGGACACCUUCUCGGCCUACAACACAGCUCGGUCGAAGGAGCAAUAAUGUGGCCAACCAUCAUGGAAGGAGCUACCAAGGGUUUGCAUGCCGAUGACAUUGCAGGCAUUAACGCAUUAUACACCACUACUUCUUGAGCAGCUAUUGUAACUUAAUUCGUUGCUUCUU